Molecule: messenger RNA, 871 nt
Organism: Drosophila serrata
Lineage: Eukaryota; Metazoa; Arthropoda; Insecta; Diptera; Drosophilidae
Gene: ppl
Product: glycine cleavage system H protein, mitochondrial
Biological process (GO): glycine decarboxylation via glycine cleavage system; protein lipoylation
Cellular component (GO): glycine cleavage complex; cytoplasm; mitochondrion
Source: RefSeq, a predicted model, not a curated record
GCGACCAAAACAAAAACAAAAGAAAAAAAGAUUUCGAUUUUAGUCCCGGGUCAAAAUAAGUUCAAAAGAAAUUGGUUUUGCGAUAAGGCGAGCUACGAUUUUCGUCCCGAGCACUAAACGUAACGAGCGUGUUUUGAAGCCGCUCACUUGUCAACGAAACAGCCCCGGAAUCGGAUCACACAAUCACUUGUUUUUGACUGGCAAAAGCAUGGUUUUCAUUACAAAAUUGACACGGAUCGGGUUCCAGGCGGCCCGCCAGCUGCGCGCCACGCCUCUUGCCGCCCUCCAGGGGCGCGGCUUCCACCUGAGCAGCCUGCUGAGCGCGGAACGUCGCUACACGAACAACCAUGAGUGGGUGGAGCUGGUGUCCGGGAACAAGGCCAUUGUGGGCAUCUCCAGCUACGCUCAGGAGUCGCUGGGCGACGUGGUCUUCGCCCAGCUGCCGGAACCGGAUACAGACCUCAAGCAGAACGACGAGUGCGGGGCCCUGGAGAGCGUGAAGGCGGCCAGCGAGGUGUACUCGCCGGUCAGCGGCAAGGUGACGGAGAAGAAUGCUCAGGUGGAGGACACGCCGGCCCUGGUGAACAGCAGCUGUUACGAAAAGGGUUGGCUCUUUAAGGUUGACCUGAAGAAUCCCCAGGAGCUGGAUAGCCUUAUGACCGAGGAACAGUACAAAGACUUUGUGAAAGGCAGUGCCGAUCACUAGACCGAGCCAGCAGCCAGCAGCCAGCCAGCGAUCAGCGAGCAGAGACCCAGCAUUUGUUAUCACUCGAAAACACACACCAAAACUCAUCGCCACCCCACACGUUGUUGUAGCUCUGACAUUUGUUACAAAUAAGAAUCGACAGUAAAGCCAAAUAUUAUAUUUAAA